Molecule: messenger RNA, 771 nt
Organism: Recurvomyces mirabilis
Lineage: Eukaryota; Fungi; Ascomycota; Dothideomycetes; Mycosphaerellales; Teratosphaeriaceae
Exons: 3
Coding region: 1-771 (256 amino acids)
Source: RefSeq, a predicted model, not a curated record
AUGCAGAGACGUCUGCACCGCGGUGAAAUAGUCAGCCGUGGCCCACCGAAGAUCCUCGAUGUUGGACACGGCACAGGCUUCUGGCUUGCUGAUAUGAAGAACCUGUAUCCGAACAGCGAGUUGACUGGAUUCGACUUGGCGUCUGUGGUUCCCAACCAGCCAACGUUGAGACGAGGCAUACGACACUUGAUGGUCGACUUCGAGCAGCCACAUUGGCCCGUGAACGAAGGCUCAAUGGACUUGAUCCAUAUGUCAAAUUUGUGCGGCAGCGUGUCCGACUGGGCCAGUCUUUGUGCUACAGCAUACAGAUAUCUAACGCCAGGAACCGGCAAGCUCGAGCUGGUCGAGUUUGACUGGGAGCCACUAUGUGAUGAUAAUACUUUACCUCUGAGUGCACCGCUUCAUCUAUGGUGGCAAACCAUGAAGCAAGCCAGCGCAUAUAACGGCAGGCCGAUAGAAUAUCCACACCACCUUACCCGUCACCUUGAGCAGAUGGGCUACGAGAUCGAGCACAACGAGAACAUACGCAUACAGUCGUAUGAGGAUUACCGUGAUGGGGACGGGUUGGCGUCGAGAAUCGCCCGGAGGUAUAUGCUGGCGAUGGGUCGAUCGCCUGAUGAAGCAGGGCGACCAUUUCGCUCCUUUAGCGGCAUGAGUAUGGAGCUCUUCACGUCUGUCGCUCAGUGGACUCCGGAGCAAGUUGAGCAGCUUCAGGAGGAUCUGUACACUCCUAUCCAGAUGUCCUCUGUACAUCUUUAUCAUCGACUGUAA